CAAUCAUGUUAUCGUAUCAUUUGAUCUAACAGCAUUUGUAAGUAAUUUUUAAAAGCAAGAUGACGACGGUUUGAUUCGAAUUUAUUAAAUACAAAAGAUAAAAAAUAUGAUUUAGAAGUCGCCUGCCAUUCUAUCGAUUGCGAUCGUGGUUUGCAUUUAUUUUAAGACUUAAGUAGUAGCAGUUCUCUGUCAAGUCCAGCAACAGCGUGCUGAAACCGAAUAGCAUUUCCAAAGGUGCACUUUCGAAUGGUUGUCGCGUUUCCGAUUUUCAUGGUUUGAUUAGCCAUUGAUUCAUCAGCUCUGACUAAAAUAAUAUAAACUUACCGAGUGAAUAGCCUGCGUUAAUGUGAAAUUAUGAAAAGACAAGGUUGUAUCACAAAUUAUUUUCCGCCGCUGGGGCCUCAGAAGACCAGAAUGUCAAAUGAAUCGGGUCAAAAAAAGAUGUCAAGAAUACAUAGAAGACGAAAUUUGUCACCUACUGAGCCACACAAUUCCAACAGGAAACAACAAAUGUUUUUGGAUUUAGGGCAAAGAAAUUUUGGUCAUACAACAUGUGCUACAUGUGGCAUGAUAUACACAAAUAGUCAACCUGAAGAUGAAGCUUAUCAUGGCAAGUUUCAUGACACUGUUGUCAGCGCCCUUCGAUUCAAUGGAUGGAAAAAUGAACAUUUUUUGGAACAUUAUGAUGAUGGACGAGUUCUUGUUGUUUCACCAAAUGAUCCACCUUCACAUUUGAAAAAGGCAACAAGUAUUCAUGCUGUAGUCGACAACGAGUUGGGAUUUUCUUCAGAAGCCUCAUCAAGAAUGAAGGAUGCUAAAACCUAUCUAUUUGUCGCAGGCAAGAAAGUCGUCGGAUGUGUUGUAGCCGUUCAUAUUGAAGAGGCUUUUUCCCUUCUGCCUUACCCAUAUGAAGAGAGAGAGGCAAAAAGUUCAGAUAUGACUGCUUGGUGCUGUAGCUCCGAACCGACUCGCGCUAUCUGUGGAAUCAGUAGAAUAUGGGUGUUUAAACAAUAUAGAAGGAAGAGGGUUGCUACGAGACUACUGGAUUGUGUCAGGGCAGAUUUCAUGUUUGGUGGCGUGGUUGCCAAGGAACAAAUGGCUUUUUCCGACCCAACACCAAUGGGAAGACAGCUGGCCGAAUUCUAUUGUGGAACUGAUCGUUUCCUCGUGUUUCGAUGACAGUCCUCUCCAUGUUCCAAGAUUUGACGAUGGAAAACAUUUAGAAUCACCCAUCUGGUUACCAAUUUCAUUGCCUUCGUUUUUGCACCAUGGGGGAGGGGUAAAACACUACGCUCUCCAUAAUGUAAUAAAAUAGUUAAGUACGCUAAUAGCAAUCAAAAUUCUUGGAGAAAAACACUGUUUUCCAGUCCUCGAAGUUUCCCUUCUUGCUCUUGUGGCAAAUUAGACGUGCAACUAAACUUAAGGACAUUGAAAUGACAAAGGUUGAAGCCGUUUAAAAUACCAAACUAUGUUGUUUAUAUAACUUUAACGAAUAUAAUGUGAUCAACGUAGCUAUAUUUAAAAAUGAUUUAUAUACACUACUGAAAUAAGUAUGAGCGA
Messenger RNA from Xenia sp. Carnegie-2017, 1560 nucleotides. Its product is annotated as N-acetyltransferase ESCO1-like. Lineage: Eukaryota; Metazoa; Cnidaria; Anthozoa; Malacalcyonacea; Xeniidae. Gene Ontology annotation, cellular component: chromatin; nucleus. The transcript is spliced from 9 exons. Gene Ontology annotation, molecular function: protein-lysine-acetyltransferase activity. The coding region runs from base 355 to 1179 and encodes 274 amino acids. Gene Ontology annotation, biological process: mitotic sister chromatid cohesion. The record is from RefSeq and is a predicted model, not a curated record.